AUGAAACCAUUUGAAAGUAAAAAGUCUGCUGUUCAAAUCAUAGCUUUUGCUUGCAUCUAUUGUGAUUUUGGAAUCGACAGCAGCUUCUAUAAUGGACGGCUCAUAAGUCAGAGACCCAUUGACGAUAAUUAUAGGCUCAUGCACAGCACUUUUAAAGUCCUUCACAGUCCAUUGCAUUCUUGCCGCAAAGUCGUUCUGAUAGGCAGCUCUCCAGCGCCAAAUUGUAGCUUGGUUACUUACAUGUGUCUCGUUAUCUUUUCCCAAAGCAUAGUCGAUGGCAUCAGAAUAAUGUCUAGAUCUUCCAGUAUUGUCCACCAAAACAUAGCGACCACCCCAGCCUCCAUAAUUGGGACUAUCUGGAUAGUUGAGGCCAUUUGGAAGAACAAAAAGUGUGGAAGGUGUGUCACCCUCCAUGAUGAACAUUGGUUCCGGAUACACUUUUCCAAGAGGUCCCACACUCAUGAUAUUGGAUUUAAGCCACUCUUUGGAUACCAAGUCGCUGUCUGGUCCACCUUUAUCAAAAAAGUUGUACUGUUCGCCAGAAAUCCCCACCCAUGUUGA
Meyerozyma guilliermondii ATCC 6260 is the source of this 561-nucleotide messenger RNA. RefSeq lists its product as uncharacterized. The transcript has a single exon. Lineage: Eukaryota; Fungi; Ascomycota; Pichiomycetes; Serinales; Debaryomycetaceae. The coding region runs from base 1 to 561 and encodes 186 amino acids. The record is from RefSeq and is a predicted model, not a curated record.